UCCCAUCAUCAAGCUCAACCUCAUCCGCAUCAGCAUCAUUAUCAACACCAACAUGAGCAUCAGCAUCAGCAUCAGCAUCCGCAUCAUUUCCAGCCUCAGCAGCACCAGCAUCCGAUCAUGCCCGGCCGCGACCAGCAAUACGCACAGCCGAGUCCCUGUCUGGCGUUCGGGCCGGCCGAGCUGCCUCGAGUCGCGCCGCUCUCCUCCACGUCGCCCGGCCUCGGCUACUCCACCCGCCUCGUCGACUUCGCCCCAGCCGCGGCCGGCACGACGCCGCCCGACGCCGGCACCGCCGACGGCGUCGUCCACGGACUCGGUUCGUCGGCGCCCGCCACUCCGGCGCCCCAGCUCGAGCUGGCCCAGCUCUGUCUGGUCUGCGGCGACACGGCCGCCUGCCAGCACUACGGCGUGAGGACGUGCGAGGGCUGCAAGGGCUUCUUCAAGGUCCGUUUAGGCCGCUUGUCGCCUCCGUGCAUGUCACCUUUUAUGAGUAGGCUGUCGUGA
Molecule: messenger RNA, 504 nt
Organism: Protopolystoma xenopodis
Lineage: Eukaryota; Metazoa; Platyhelminthes; Monogenea; Polystomatidea; Polystomatidae
Source: the annotation of a GenBank genome assembly